CAGACGGACGGGGCUUCGGCGAUGCUGCUCAUGUCGGAGGAGAAGGCUCUGGCGAUGGGAUACAAACCCAAGGCCUACCUGAGGGACUUCGUGUACGUGUCCCAGGAUCCAAAGGACCAGCUGCUGCUGGGGCCGACCUACGCCACCCCCAAAGUGCUGGAGAAGGCCGGUCUCACCAUGGCCGACAUCGAUGUGUUCGAGUUCCACGAGGCUUUUGCCGGGCAGAUCCUGGCCAACCUGAAGGCGAUGGAUUCGGACUGGUUUGCGCAGAACUACAUGGGCAGGAAGGCCAAG
Molecule: messenger RNA, 294 nt
Organism: Leptosomus discolor (cuckoo roller)
Lineage: Eukaryota; Metazoa; Chordata; Aves; Leptosomiformes; Leptosomidae
Source: RefSeq, a predicted model, not a curated record